GUAACACAAUGAUGAAAAAUCAAUUGAGUAUUGAGAAUUAUUAAUAGGCAAAGGUACUGCCUUUUUUUUCAAACUCGUAUAAAUACGGAAUCAUUUGAUUUGAGAAUCGGCAAAUGCAUACUUCUAAUUGAUGAUAAUGAGGUAUUGGUCAUAAACUUUGCAAAUUAAUGUCUCCGGUAUUUAGCAAUCUCAUCGAUCGGAUUACAGGCGGUGAAAAUAAUCAAGUGCGGGAGGAUUCCUCAGCAUGUGGCUUUUAUUAUGGAUGGAAACAGAAGAUAUGCAAGGAAAAACAAGGUGGCUGGAAUUCAGGGUCACGCAGAAGGGUUCAACAAACUUGCUGAGACUCUCCAGUGGUGUCUGGAUCUUGGUAUCAAGGAGGUAACAGUCUACGCAUUUAGCAUUGAAAAUUUCAAGAGAAAUCAGAAAGAAGUAGACGCACUGAUUGAUCUCGCGAGGAAGAAAUUCCAAAGACUAUUAGAUGAGAGUGAUAGGUUGACGGAGAAUGGCGUACGUAUUUCAGUGAUAGGAAAUAUGUCGUUGAUACCUGAACACCUACGACAAUUGAUGGCGAAGGCUAUGCUUAUCACCAAAGAUAAUGAUAAGGCAUUUUUGAAUAUUGCAUUCGCUUAUACCUCUAGGGACGAGAUUACAGAGACAGUCAAAACGAUUGCAGAAGGUGUUAAAAAUAAUGAUAUCGACACAGCCGAUGUCACAGAGAAAUUAUUCUCGAAAUGCCUUUAUACUAGUCGAUCGUCAGACCCAGAUCUCAUCAUCAGGACUUCAGGGGAAAUUCGUUUCAGUGAUUAUCUCCUCUGGCAGAUUUCACACUCCUACGUACAUUUUUCCAACGUUCUCUGGCCAGAAUCCAGCAUAUGGGACUUACUUAUAGCAAUCUUCCAUUAUCAACGCAGUUACGCGGAUUUGGAAAGAAUGAGACUUUACCAGAAAGCUAUUGACCAACCUUGCUCAUUCCGUGCAACUACAUUUGCAAAUAAAAUAGAGAACAAUCGGCGGAAACUACUGGAGCAAUUAGCAGUCGCCAUUGCACACAUUCCUCCAAAAUCCAAAAUCAACCCAUCUUUUGUAAAUAUCAAGUGAAAUGAACAAUCUUUAAAUUAUUUUUGCUCAAACGAAUAAUAAAAAAAAAUUUAAUUUCA
Molecule: messenger RNA, 1157 nt
Organism: Fopius arisanus
Lineage: Eukaryota; Metazoa; Arthropoda; Insecta; Hymenoptera; Braconidae
Gene: Dhdds
Product: Dehydrodolichyl diphosphate synthase subunit
Exons: 6
Coding region: 259-1098 (279 amino acids)
Biological process (GO): polyprenol biosynthetic process
Cellular component (GO): dehydrodolichyl diphosphate synthase complex; endoplasmic reticulum
Molecular function (GO): ditrans,polycis-polyprenyl diphosphate synthase [(2E,6E)-farnesyl diphosphate specific] activity
Source: RefSeq, a predicted model, not a curated record